GACUAAAGCAGUAGCAGCAGCAGCAGCAGCAGCAGCAGCAGGAGGAGGAGUUCAUCACGUUUCUUUUUCACAGUCGACUAUCUGUCUCUGCAGAGGUGAGACUGACAAGUUAAUUGGUUCCCUCAGGCGCUGUUUUUUUUUUCUUUCUUUUUAAAUCCAGCUAUUCGUGCUGUCUGCUACACCUGCCUGCCAAGGCUCCAGCGCUGAUGGGCGCGGCUGGGACCGGUGCCCAAAUCUGUGUUUUGACUUGCCUGGGAAAGUUGAGCGAAAAGGCACAAAAGGAGCGAGGACUUUAAGAACAUCCCACCCCGGCGCGUCAACUUCAUAUAAACACAUUAUUCCUCCAGUGGAUCAGUCGGUCCAUCUUGAGAGGAGUCGGGAUUUGAUUGAUUGUUGACUGAAGAUAAGAUGGGAUGGACGAGUUAACAAGACAGAUGGACUUCUCAGGAGGCUUGUCAGGAGAAAAGGUUGUGACAGAAACUAUAACCUCCACCACCAGACUGACUUCUCUACCACCAAAGGGAACCAGCGGAUCAAAUCACAGGAAUAUGUCCAGCAGUGCUGGAGGGCUGGGCUUGGAGAAGAAUGUCUUAACCCAGAACAGCAGUGGAACUUAUUUCUCUUCAUCCUCUGUAGGUUUGAACACCAGCAGCUACAGCUCCUCCUCAGGAGUUUACCUCGGAGGAGACUCCUCAGGAGGAGGCGAUGGCGGGGGGAGCUACAUAGACGGAGAAGGGUACGGAAGUGGAGGAGGAGGAGGCAGAGGCGGCGGCAGUUAUGUUGUGAGCUCGGUGUCAAAGGUCAGGUCCAGCUCGUCGGGUGGUGCCAGGAGAGCACAGACUGCUGGCUCAUCAGGAGGCCUGUCGCCAGGUUUCCGGGAGAGGAAGAACAUAUCCAGCCGCUCAGGAGGAUAUGAUGGGAGUUCCAGUGCUAAUUCCUCUCCAGAAUUUACACGCAAAGAUUAUGGAAACUAUUGCUCCAGCACCACAAGAGGGAGGAGUGAAAGCAGAGAGAGCGAGAUCAGAGCCAGAUUACAAAGUGCCUCUCCCACUGCCUGCAGAUGGACGGAGCUGGAUGAUGUGAAGAAGCUGCUGAAGGGACGCUCAAGCAGCGUCAGCCCCACUCGCUCCUCCAACACCUCCAUCACCCUGCCUGUCCCUAAAAAGGCCUGCGUGGAAACCAAGACCAUCUCUGUGGCCACUCAGUCAGGUUCAUCUGCAUUUAGCUCUGGAGUGAGAUCAGGCCGGUUCCACACCAUUGAUACAUCAGGCCUGUGUGAUACCAGUCUGACAAAUGGGCAGUUUGAUACUAGUGCAAAAUCAGGCCAGUAUGAUGUCACUCUGAAAUCAGGCCCAUAUGAUACUGGUUUGAAAUCGGGCCAGUAUGAUGUUAGUCUGAAAUCCGGACAGUUUGAUACUGGUGUCAAAUCAGGCCAGUUUGAUACUGCUUUGAAAUCAGGGCAGUAUAACACCAGUGUGAGAUCAGCACAGUAUGAUACCGGUGUGAGAUCAGCACAGUAUGAUACCGGUGUGAGAUCAGCCCAGUAUGAUACCGGUGUGAGAUCAGCCCAGUAUGAUACCGGUGUGAGAUCAGCCCAGUAUGAUACCGGUGUGAGAUCAGCCCAGUAUGAUACCGGUGUGAGAUCAGCCCAGUAUGAUACCGGUGUGAGAGCAGGCCAGUAUGACACGCUGGACGCUACACUUCCAUCUUUCUCUUGGUCCACCUCCACGCUGCCCUCCUCCUCCUCCACGGUGGUCGCUGGCAACGCCAGCAGCUACACAUACCAGAUCGGUACCAACAACAUGCCGGGAGGAUCCUCGCCGAUCGGCCUCACCUCACCCUCGUCCUUGUCAGUUUACGGCUUUCAGAAUAAUCUGGCUCCCACCUCUGCAAGUGUGCUCACCACAAGCGGAGCCAACGUAAACGCUAACCUAGGUGGUUAUGGCGUUCAGAAGAACGUGUCAAAUGGUGGUGGUGGUGUCGUCAGCACCGGAGUCUCUACAACCACUAGAUCCCAAACUGAUGACACAUAUAAGAAAGACUAUAAGUUCCUGAUCUCUGAAAAGGAGAACGUUCCAGCCAAGAGGGACGCAGAAAUGCUCAUUUUGGCUAAAGACAGCGGGAAGCAGUUCACCAGCAGCAGCAGCGUUCAUAUAGGAGGAGGGUCGCUAUCAGGAGAUUCAAUUAAGAAAGAGAAGCUUAUUUCAAGCUACACUGAGACGAUGCCACUGAAGACGGAGACAGGCAACUCUUACUAUGGAUCAUCUGGAGUUGUAAUGAAAGACAAAGCCACCUAUGCAGAGAUUCACAGGGACAGCGGCAUCUUCGGAGGUGGAGGACUAUGCUGCUGCUCCGACGCGUGUUGCUCCUGGUGGAAAUGGCUGCUGGGUCUUCUCCUCCUCUCCCUGCUCCUACUGGGACUCCUGUUCGGGCUCAUUGCACUGGCUGAGGAUGUGAGAAAGCUGAAGAAUCGAGUGGCUACCCUGGAGGCUGAGUCAGUCGCCAAUGCUCGUACCAGCCGGCUGUCAAGUUCCUCCAAUGACAUCACCUAUGUGGGCGGUGGAGGUACCGGUGACAGUGACAACACGCUACACCUGGGCGCUGGAGGUGGAGACCCCAAAACACGAAUCGGGAUCGCGGCUGGUGCUGGUGGCUCCACCAGUGGCAAUGGCAUUGAUGUUGGAACUGGAGGUGGUGCUAGUGGGUCCAGCAGGGCCAGUGCUGGAGGUGCUGGAGGUGCUGGCACCAGCUCCAGUGGCGCCGACAGUGCUAGUGGUACCAGUUUCGGUGGCGGUGGCGGCAGUGCUGGUGGUACCAGUUUGGGUGGUGGCUCUGGCCUCGGAACUGGUGUGAGUGGAGGAUACAUAGAAACUAGUUCUCUUCAGAUGACGAUCCAGCAAAUGUUAAGAGCUGAAAUGCAAUCACAGGCAUUCAGAGGUUUCCUAGCAUCGUCAGUGCAGGGAGAGAGAGGCCUGCCUGGACCUAAAGGGGACACUGGAUCUAAAGGAGAUUCUGGUUUCCCUGGACUUCCAGGUGCUCCAGGAGCGAUGGGACAUGCAGGCCCUGAGGGUCCGAAAGGACAGAAAGGAAACCAAGGUGAUCAUGGACUGGAUGGACCGCCAGGUAUCAGGGGUCGCGAGGGCCCAGCUGGCCCCAGAGGUGAGGCAGGACCUUCAGGCUUUGGAGUGAAAGGUGAAAGAGGUGCUCCUGGAGAUCCUGGGGUUCCUGGGCCUGUGGGAUCUGUCGGACCAAAAGGCGCACCUGGAGUUCCUGGGCUUUCUGGGCCACCAGGUCAACCAGGUCCUCAGGGUUUCCGUGGCGAGACAGGGUCACCUGGGUCUAAAGGUGACAGAGGGCUUGCUGGAUUUCAAGGACUUAAAGGUGAACCUGGGGACAAAGGUCUCAGAGGUCUGCCAGGUGAUUCUGGUUUACCAGGUCCUCCGGGGCCAGCUGGAGAGAAAGGACCCAAAGGGUCAAUGGGGUUGUCUGGACUUGAUGGUGCAAAAGGGUCAAGAGGUGACCAAGGACCUGCUGGGCCCCCUGGACUCAGAGGUCCUGCUGGGCCUCCUGGAGAUAACGGACUUCCAGGAACACCUGGGCUUCAAGGACCACCAGGAAUACCAGGGAAUCCAGGACAACCUGGCUCCAAAGGUGAAACAGGUGAACCAGGAAGAAUCAUCAAUGCAGCUGGCUCCGCUUCUGUUGGCAUCCCAGGACCACCUGGGCCUGCUGGUCCUCCCGGCCCUGCUGGACCUCCAGGAUUAUCAGGUCCCAUUGGCCCUGCUGGUCUGCCUGGCCAAGCUGGUCCUAAAGGUGAUAGGGGAUAUAAGGGAGAGCAGGGAGAACAAGGAAUAAUAGUGAGAACGACUGGAAGUCUAAGCUCAACCAGAGGGGAGUUUGGUGCUGGUGCAGCCUCAGGAAUACCUGGCCCACCCGGCCCACCGGGUCCUCCUGGACGUCCAGGAGAUUCAAGACAAGGACCUCCAGGACCGCCUGGGCCUCCAGGUCAGCCAGGUUAUGGAAGACCAGGACCUAAGGGAGACAAAGGAGACUUUGGAGGCUAUGCAUCCAGCUCUGGAACGUUUUACACUGGACCACCAGGACCACCUGGACCUUCUGGGCCUGCUGGGCCUAAAGGAUCAACAGGUUCUCCUGGACCAAGGGGAUACCAAGGUGAACCAGGUUUGCCAGGCACCCCAGGAAGAUCAGGAAUCUCUGAGAGAGUAUCGACUUAUGCUGGAGGACACGGGAUCCCUGGUCCACCAGGUCCACCAGGGCCUCCUGGACAUCCAGGACCACAAGGACUUAAAGGGGACACUGGAGCUCCUGGUAUUCCUGGCUCUUCAAGAGGCUCCGUCUCCGUCACCUCAGGCCCUCCUGGUCCCCCAGGUCCUCCUGGCCCUCCAGGCCAUCCGGGCUCCUUCGCUUCUUCUAGUGAGAUGCGGCAGUACAUCUCCGACUAUCUAAGUAGAAGCAGACAGGCUGGUAUCCCCGGACCUCCAGGUCCACCUGGGCCUCCAGGAAUCCCUGGAACCUUCUCAGGCUCUAUGGAGGACAUCUCUGCUCGCAUCAUUGCAUACAUACAACGUUCGGGCUCAGGCCUCAGCAUUGGCGUUCAGGGCCCUCCGGGACCACCUGGUCCUCCUGGACCUGGCUUUGGAUCCCUGACGGUCAGUGGUCUCAUCGCCAUGCUUCAGAGAGAUGAUGUGAGGAGAUAUUUGUCAGGACCACCAGGGCCACAAGGACCACCGGGACCACCAGGGACAUCAGGAGGAAUUUCAGGCAGUUACCGUGUAGAGGAGAUAGCCACAUAUGUGUUCAAUAUCAUGAAUGACAGAGGGAUCGCUAGAGGUCCACCCGGACCACCUGGUCCUCCUGGGCCUUCUGGUGCAGGGGGCUCUGGCUUCACUACCGCUACGAUUGACUAUUCUGCACUGAUGAGAAAUUCAGAAUUCCGCUCGUGGAUUAGCUCGACCGUACAAAGCGGCCCACCUGGGCCACCAGGUGCCCCGGGGCUACCUGGCCCUCCAGGCCCUCAGGGGCCCUCAGGAGUCUCCACUGCCACUGUGUACGGGGCGGGAGGUCGUGGCUACAGCUUGGAGGACAUUCAGCGUUACCUGCAGGGCUCUUCUGCGUUCAGAGGUCUUCCCGGCCCUCCUGGUCCUCAAGGUCCACAGGGACCACAGGGUCCACCAGGCAGUUACACUGGAUCAGUUUCCUACAGUGGAAACUUCCCUCGGGAAAGCAUCCGCACUGAAGUUCAGGAGUAUCUAAGCAGUGACAGUGUUCGUCGUGCCAUAAUCGGACCUCCAGGGCCUCCAGGACCAAGGGGUCAGAAAGGAGAACGUGGAGAGCCAGGUUACAUCCAGAGUCAUACGCAGAGCCGGAGCUACUCUCAGGGCGAGUCUCGCUACGGCUCUGAGCACAGAGAGAUCGAUGUCAGCAAGCUCGCCGAGACACUGGACUACUCCAAUGUCGCCUUGAAAGUUACAGACUACAUCAAGAAUCAAGGCCUGCUGCAGGAGUAUCUUGUUGAGGGUCCUUGGAGGGCGAAUGUAAGAGCGAUUCAAGGCCCCCCUGGUCCACCCGGACCUUCCGGACCACCUGGUCAGAGCCGCGUCAUCGGUGCCUAUGGCAACGUCACAGCUGACCUCAUGGACUUCUUCAGAACCUACGGCACCAUUCCCGGCCCUCCAGGAGGCCCUGGUCCAAAGGGAGACAGAGGGUACCCAGGACCCAGAGGAGACAAGGGUCAUCCUGGACCCCCAGGUUUACCAGGACUACCAGGGCCAUACACUGUCCAAAUUCCACACAGAGUGCAGAAGAGGGACACAGGAAAUAAAGUGGUUGGUCGUCAUAAGCAGCAUCGCCAUCAUGGCUAAAGGGCUAACAUACUACUGGAUCAUGUCAGAUUUCAUUUGUACUCGUCUUUUUUUUUUUUAGAUGUUCAACUGUAGCAAUGCAAGUAGUCAAAAUGCUCCUUAUUCUUGCAAUGUGUAGAAAAGUCAGGUGACAAUUUGAGAAAAUAAAAGCAGCCAAAAAAUGCAUCAGUCUCUUUAAAACGGCUUCAGUAGAGGUAAGGAUUUAGCUGCUGGUCAGUGUUUUUGUAACACAAGACUUAAUUUUUUUGACAUUUGGGUGUGUAAUGUUUACUUUGCUUAGUUAGAAGCUUGCAUUCAAACUUUUUCCAGGGGCGACUUUGUUUAAGAGAAUAUCUAUUUUUAAGCAAUAAGUAGCAAUUGCUGAUAUUUUAAUUGCAUCUUUUCCCACUGCCUGUGUAAGUUGAGUGUCUGGUGUACUAUUUUUUUGUAUUUGUUGUCUUUUGAGGAUUAUAUUGUAUUGAGGACUAUAUAAGUGUUAAAUGUUGUGUCAACGUAACCGUCAAUGUUUCAUAAAAUGCUACAAUACUGUUACAUUAUCCACAUACAUCAAGCCAACCUCCAGCCUGUAAGACCCCUCGCAGUCAUGCAGCCACCCAAUACAAAUUAAAAAACAAUUAACAUUUUUAAAUAUAUAAAGCAAUGCAUCAUUAUCAGAACCUGACAGUCAGAGUGAUUUACUUCAAAGGUUUGUUGGUAACAAUAAUAGCAGAAAGACAGGGACUCAGAUAAUCACUAAGAAAUAACUGAUUGGAUUGUAUAUUUUUGUAUAAGAGCGCAAUGAAAUUGAUAUAUUUUCUUUAUACCUUUAAGUGUUGGAAAGAUUAAAUGAUAGUGUUCCCAGAUUAUGUUUUACAUGAUUGAACUUAUUGACAUUUGAUCAAUAUAUUUGAAAGACACACAAAUAAAUCUAUUUUUGGACUUGUGAGUCUUGAUAUUUGUAUGACUAAAUAAGGUUUUUCCAGACAGUUAAAAUGUCAAAUAAACAAUGUCAAUGUUUUAUUUACAACAAAAAAAUGUCCAUUUAUAAAGACACUUCAAUUACAUUUGAUCUGACAUAAAAUAUACUAAGAAUAUUCAUUGUGGAAGAAGGACAACUUAUCGACACAUCAAAAUGCUGUAACUCAACAAAAUAAAAAAAUAUUUGAAAUCUA
Messenger RNA from Siniperca chuatsi (mandarin fish), 7033 nucleotides. RefSeq names its product collagen, type XVII, alpha 1b (gene col17a1b). The transcript is spliced from 56 exons. Bases 414 to 5882 code for a protein of 1822 amino acids. The record is from RefSeq and is a predicted model, not a curated record. NCBI's taxonomy places the organism in Eukaryota, Metazoa, Chordata, Actinopteri, Centrarchiformes, Sinipercidae.